GCUGGCCACACCGGUCAAAAGUUCGAACUGUUUUAUAGGGUACUCUUUGGUACGAAGGUUUCAUUUGAUUUUUGCCUCGUCUUGCGGAUAUUAUUUUACAAAUUAACCAUAAUAAUCUCUCGCGUGACCGAUAACUGGAUAAAUAAUCAGUGAUAAACAUGUUAGUCUAGUUUAAACAAAGAAUUAAUAUUUUUUGUUUGUGUAUUCACCUACUUCAAAAGUGAUUGGCAUGUAAUCUAGUCGUGUUUUAAUAUUAAUAUAGCAUUCUUUGCGUUUGUUAUUUACCUUAGUUUGUUAAUAAUUGCAUAUUAAUCACGUAACAUUCGUUUAACACGAGCUUUUCAUUCUUUUUGAGUGUGAAAAAUAAUUUUAAAAACAUGGUAGAAUUUGUAGGUUUGUUCAUCUGUGUGCCUCUAUGGAUCUUACUGGUGCUACUCCUGGGGGCGUCGAUAACGGCGGGCCUGUUCGUGUUCCACGUGGCUGUGGUCCCCCUCAUCUUCAAGUAUUCGAAGACGUUUAGACGUACCCUAGUCUUCGCUAAUUUUGUGCAAUGGCCGCCAUUUAUGGACUUGGAAGACCCCUCCAGCUGCGGUGUAGAGGGAGGGAGAAAUCUGACCAUAGAAUACCACUCAAAGGUCGACAAUUGUCCUGUCCGAAUUGGAAUAUGGCAUAUACUCCCAAAAGCGGUGUACGAAAGGCUCAAAGGCAAGUUUGAUGACAACUCGGAUAAGGAGGAACUGAACAGGUUGCUGGAUGAUGAGCUGACCAACUCCACCACACCCAUCAUGAUCUACUGUCAUGGCAACUCUAAUUCCCGCGGAGCUACGCACAGAAUAGAGCUCUACAAAUUCUUUCAGCAGAUGGACUUUCAUACGAUAGCUUUCGAUUAUAGAGGAUAUGGUGACUCCACAAACCUGAACCCCACGGAAGACGGCGUGGUGGAAGAUUCGCUGAUUGUGUACGAGUGGGUGCACAACACUAUCUCCAAAGAAGAUAGGAGAGUAGAGAAUAAACCGGCUGUGUGCGUGUGGGGACAUUCAUUAGGUACAGGCAUCUCCUCGCACUUGCUGGGCAACCUGGACAGCCUGUGCAGCAGUGUCCUGGAACGAGACACCCCCCUGCCGCUGCCCCGGGUGCUCAUACUAGAGGCCCCCUUCAACAACCUCGCCGACGAGGUCGCGCACCAUCCGCUGUCUAAGUUGGUGACGUGGCUCCCCUACUACGAGUCCACGUUCGUGUCAGCGUUCCACACUGACCCGCAUCUGAGGUUCAAGUCGGACGUCCACUUGACCCAGCAGCCACACUUGCCCGUGCUCAUACUGCACGCUAAGGAUGAUGUCAUUGUGCCUUUCCGUGUUGGACUAAAGUUGUAUCGCAGCGUGAAAGCGUCGAGGUCGCCAUCGGACGCGGUGAUCAAACUGCACGCCUACGACAAAGCCAUGGACCUCGGCCACAAGUGGAUAUGCCACGCGCCCGAUCUCAGGGAUAUUGUCGAAGAUUUCGUGAAGAAUCUUCGAUGAAGAUCCAAGCUUACGCUUCUCGCCUUAGAGUCUAAACUCAUUACUGACCAUGUCACAAAUUAAGAUAAUAUGAAACAUAUAGCCGUCCUUGUCUUUCACAUGCAACUGUCUAUUAGCGUGAGUGAGAUGACUAUAGGCUAGUUGAGUACAAUAAUUUUCGCUGCCAAGUGAUACAAAUAAGUGCUUGUAAAUGUACUUAUUGCUUUAAAACAUAAUAAUAUUAAUAAUUUAUUAAGGUUAAUGCAAUAAAUUGUUUUUUUUACA
Messenger RNA from Pectinophora gossypiella (pink bollworm), 1784 nucleotides. Its product is annotated as lysophosphatidylserine lipase ABHD12-like. Gene Ontology annotation, molecular function: monoacylglycerol lipase activity; phosphatidylcholine lysophospholipase A1 activity. The transcript is spliced from 10 exons. Bases 378 to 1520 code for a protein of 380 amino acids. The record is from RefSeq and is a predicted model, not a curated record. Gene Ontology annotation, biological process: phosphatidylserine catabolic process; monoacylglycerol catabolic process. Lineage: Eukaryota; Metazoa; Arthropoda; Insecta; Lepidoptera; Gelechiidae. Gene Ontology annotation, cellular component: endoplasmic reticulum membrane.